Molecule: messenger RNA, 1855 nt
Organism: Myotis lucifugus (little brown bat)
Lineage: Eukaryota; Metazoa; Chordata; Mammalia; Chiroptera; Vespertilionidae
Gene: IL7
Product: interleukin 7
Exons: 6
Coding region: 16-546 (176 amino acids)
Biological process (GO): immune response
Cellular component (GO): extracellular region
Molecular function (GO): growth factor activity; interleukin-7 receptor binding
Source: RefSeq, a predicted model, not a curated record
UUUGAAAUAGCAUGCAUGUAUAGUGUUUCUUUCAGGUAUAUCUUUGGAAUUCCUCCCCUGAUCCUCGUUCUGUUGCCAGUCGCGUCAUCUGAUUGUGAGAUCGAAGGUAAAAGCGGCGAAGAGUACCAGCAUGUCAUCAUGGUCAGCCUCAAUGACCUGGACAGGAUAAGAGAAAAUGAUAGCAAUUGCCUGAAUAAUGAACCUAACUUUUUUAAAAAGCAUUCAUGUGAUGAUGAUAAGGAAGCUACGUUUUUAAAAACUGCUGCUCGCAAGUUGAAGCAAUUUCUUAAAAUGAAUAUCCAUGAGGAAUUCAAGCUCCACUUAUCAAUAGUUUCACAGGGCACAUUAAAACUGUUGAACUGCACCAGGAAGGAUAAAGAAAAAAAACAACCUUCCCUGGGUGAAGUCCAACCCACUAAGAAUUUGGAAGAGAAAAAAUCUUCAAAGGGACAGAAAAAACAGGAUGAAAUGUGUUUCCUAAUGAUACUACUAGAAAAGAUUAAAACUUGCUGGAAUAAAAUUUUGAGCGGCACUAAAGAACAUUGAAACGUAUGGCGUGACAAUAUAAAGACGUGAACUUUAGUUGCAUCCCUCAAGAAUUGAUCUGCUCGUGCAAUUUUCCGGGGUAGAACGCCUCCCAGAAAUUACUGAAUGCACCUGGUAAAAAUGGGUCAGAGCAAUUGAGAAAUACAUGCUGUGGUACUAGAAGGACACAAACAAUGGAACCGAACGCUGCAAUCAACGGACUAUUUCCUAUGUGUGUGCACAUGCGUCAGCUGGUGUUAAUUUGGGGCUGAUUUUUGUAAGACGAUCCAUAUAAGGCAGUGAUGGCAAACCUAUGACACGCAUGUCAGAGGUGACACGCGAACUCAUUUUUUUGGUUGAUUUUUCUUUGUUAAAUGGCAUUUAAAUAUAUAAAAUAAAUAUCAAAAAUAUAAGUCUUUGUUUUACUAUGGUUACAAAUAUCAAAAAAUUUCUAUAUGUGACACGGCACCAGAGUUAAGUUAGGGUUUUUCAAAAUGCCGAGCUCAAAAGGUUCGCCAUCACUGAUGUAAGGUAUUAGCUGCAAUAAUCCUUUUUAGACCUGUUAAAAAUGUUCAGGAGACAUGUAAAAUCUGUGGUGUAUAUAAAGGUUACAAGGAUUAAAAAUUAGCUUUGCUUUAUUUCUUUAUGGCCUACUAUGCAUCAGUAUAAUGCAAUGAGUGUGGAUAUUGUCAUCUUCUGGCAGAGUUGACAGUGAGGUAUGGACAAUGCCCAAGCGAACAAGUCAUGUAUCUUAAAGCAGAAACGUAAAGGAGUCCAAGAUGCUUUAAGAGGAGUGUGACUGUGUAGCACGUGGCCUCCAGUAGAUGGCAUAGAAAAUGUCCUAAAAUGAAAACAAAGAAUAAUUUCACAAAAUAGGAAGUCACCUGUUUUAAGGCUGCUAAGCCAUAGUACCGAGUUUCUUCUGUCAUUUACUUGUAAUAAAACUUGUCUGAAUGAGUUUGCAAUUUGGGAAGUAUAUUUUUAAGAGAAUAAUAUAUGUUGCCUUUUAAUUAAUGGAGUGUGUAUAUUUAAUUUUGACACUAUAUCUGUAUAUAAAAAUAUUUUCAUACAGUAUUACGAACAAAUUACUUGCUUUGGAUAACAUUUCUCCUUUGAUAAUAAAUGACCUAUGUAUUAACACUGUCAGAUUCACUUAAUCUCAACAGAACUUUUUUCCCAGUUUUAUUGGGAAAUAUUUGACAUGCAUCACUGUAUAUGUUUAAGGUAUCCGAUAUGAUGGUUUGUUUUACAUAUAUUGUGAAAUGAUUAACACGAUAAGUUCAGCUAACAUCCAUAUUCUCAUAUAAUAAAAAGAAAAGAAAGAAAAAAA